AUGGAGGCCCCUGAUGAUGUCAUCUGUGAUGCUAGUGCCCCUUGUCACGCAUUUAUUCCGGGCAUGUCUUCAGCUGUCCCACCAACAACGGCUAAGUCGGGUAAGAAGAAGAAAGCCGCAGGUGCCACUGUAAGUGGCAUAGACGUCGCCAAAGAUGUGGACUUUGCGCGCUGGUACCAGCAAGUCCUUCUGAAGGGCGAGAUGAUUGACUAUUACGAUGUCUCUGGGUGUUACAUCUUAAGACCUGGCUCUUGGGAGAUCUGGGAGAUCCUGCAGGACUGGUUUAACAGCCGCAUCAAACUGAUGGGCGUUCGCAACUGCAGUUUCCCCCUAUUCGUUACAGAGGAUUUGUUGAACAAGGAACAGAAUCAUGUUGAGGGUUUCUCUGCUGAAGUGGCUUGGGUUACUCAAUCGUAA
Aspergillus luchuensis is the source of this 417-nucleotide messenger RNA. RefSeq lists its product as uncharacterized. Bases 1 to 417 code for a protein of 138 amino acids. Gene Ontology annotation, molecular function: proline-tRNA ligase activity; ATP binding. Gene Ontology annotation, biological process: prolyl-tRNA aminoacylation. NCBI's taxonomy places the organism in Eukaryota, Fungi, Ascomycota, Eurotiomycetes, Eurotiales, Aspergillaceae. Gene Ontology annotation, cellular component: cytoplasm; aminoacyl-tRNA synthetase multienzyme complex. The transcript has a single exon. The record is from RefSeq and is a predicted model, not a curated record.